AUGGCGAGCUGCGCGGAGAGGAAAUUUGUCAACUUGAGGAGGCGUCUGGACCAGCUGGGCUACAGACAUCCUCUGGGAAUUGAAAACCUACCACUGGUCGAAAAACUUUUCAGUGAUUUGGUCCACACAACUGAAAGUCUGCGCAAUGCAAAACUUGCAGCAAAGUCGGUGAAUGAAAGCCAAAAUUGUGAGGUCCUCCUGGAACCCUACAAGGCAGAUAAUGCAAGGCUUGUCAGGGAGAACAACCGUCUUCACCUUGAACUCCUCAAGGCGAAGGAGGAGAUUGAACAUGUGACCAGAGAGUUAAAAAGCCGCAUCAGAAAACUGGACCUUGACAUGUGUGACAUAAGGUUCUUAAACAAUCAAUACGCGCAAAAGGUCCGCUGCCUGGAAAAAGACAGCAAAACCAAAGCCGAACGUAUCCUGCAGCUGCAGGAGAAAAACCUGCAAGCGGUAGUACAGACGCCAGGUGGAAAAAAACGAAGUAUUGCUUUCCGACGUCAGAGGAUGCAAACCGAUGAGCUCAUCCCUCCUCCUGUAACAUCGGCGUAUCCCGUGACUCAGCCUGACGAUCCGUAUAUCGCGGAUCUUCUGCAACUGGCUGAUAACAGGAUUCUUGAGCUUCAGAACGAAGUCACAAAACUGAAAUCGGAGCUAGCUGAAUCCAAUGAAUGUAUACAGCUCCUUAAUAUCCAAGUAAGUGAGCGGGAACACGAAAUCGAUCGUCUGAACCGUGCGCUUCAUGGAGGGCGACCAUGUGAAGUUGUCGCUUUGGAAGCUAAGAUCUCCAGUAGUGAGAAACUGAUCACUCAACUCAACUUCCAAAUCGAGUACUUACAAGACUGCAACAAAACACUUGAGGAGAAGGUGGAGGGACUACAGCAAAAGUCCUCCAGCCAAGUGGCCGACCUCUCCUUGAAGAAUUUUGAACUGUGUCAGGAACUGACCCAAAUUGACGACCUGGCCACACGGAUGGAAAUGGAUAAGGAGCAAGCGCUGGAAAUGGCUGACGUGGAGUUGUGGGAUAAUAAAGAAGUCAUUCAAAAUCAAAAGGAAGUCAUCAAAGAUUUGGAGGACAAGCUUGAAAAAAUAAAAGUGGAACUUUCUCUGCGCAAUUCUGAGAAAGGUUCCUUUGAAAAGCAGCUGGUUGAGGUUCAAAGACAAAACAAGAAAUUGGAGGAAACGCUGGAAAUUCUUAAUGCUGACAAAAAAAGGCUGGAAGAAAAAGUGGAAAAGAUGAUGUCUGCUGACAAAGACAUGGUGCUGGAGCUAGAGGCCAUGCGAGCCAAACACGGUGUCUGCGGACGGGAACGCUCGCCAUCUCGUCUGGAUGCCUUCGUCAAAAGCCUUGAGGAGGAGCGUGACCGCUACCGUCGGGAAGCCGAACACCUGAGAACCCUCAGAGGGGCUGGAAACCCCGUUCGCAGUCCGAGCCGGAGUGGUAGUCCUGGAAACAAAGUAAUCAGCGAAAGUAGAACAGGAAGCAUCACACAAUCCGACUUGCUCGUUGUGGUGAGGGAGCGAGAUUUGCUGAGGACGGCUCUGCAGGAAAUGGAGGAGCACACAGAGGACAUCCAAACCAAUGUUAAAGCCCUCAGCGCGGAGAAAGACCAUUUCAAAACCAUGUUUCAUAAGAUGCAAGAAAAGCUGCAGAAUGCCUGUCAAAGUUCAAGCACUUCUGAUGAAGUUUUGAGGCUAAAACAGGAGCUCAGGCUUGCAGAAAGUAAAAUUCUGCAGGUCGAAACAGAAAGGCAAUUACUGAUGGAGGAAUUUAAGGUUGGCCAAACGUCCGCUCUCCCAAAUGGGAAUAUGCAGGAAAAGAGGAUUGUUGAUAUGCAGAGUGUCAUCCAGAGUAUGGAACAGGAGAACCUGGAUCUGCGUGCACAACUCUUUGCGCUGAAGGACAGCAAGCGGGACAUGGAGCAGAAGUUGGACGUUCAGUCAAGUGCUCUGCUUCAGAGUGCCGAAGAGGCGACGCAGCAGAGGACAGCAGCCUCUGCGCUGAGGCUGCAGCAGGAGCAGAUGCAGUAUUCGCUCUCUGAUCUACAAAACAAGCUGACUGUAAAGACCGCCGAUCUACAAGCCGCUCACGAACAGUUGCAAAUACAGGACGAGACAAUUGAGGUGUUGCGUCAGCAGGUGUCCAAGCACCAGCAGGAUGCCGAAGUUCUUCAUAACUCCUUCUCUGCGCUGGAUAAGGAGAAGGAUUGUCUCCAGGAUGAGGUGGACCAAAAGACUGAGAGACUAGUUGUCCUACAGGAGGAACUUGCAAACAAUGCAAAAAACCUGAAGGAUGUGAGGUUUACAGUCACUGCGAUGGACAAAUCUAUUGCUCAACUGCAGGGCGCGCUCAACAGCCGAGAGAGGGAGCUGGCCAGUUUGCGAAAACAACUAGAUAAUGCGCAAAUGGAGCUAGCGCGACUACAGAAAACUCAGGAGAUGGUAGCCAGUGAGAAGAGGAACCUUCACGAUGACCUGACCACUAUGACCAGAGAGAACCAAACGGUCCACGUUGAGUUGAAGGAGGCUUUACGUGAGCGCGAUGAGCUGAAACUGAGGACACACUCUUAUAUCACUAAAGUGGCCAAAAUUGAGAACCUGUUAAAGACAAAGGAGCAAGAGAACCUGGACCUGCAGGAGCGCCUCCACACAACUACACACCAGCUGCAGCAAAUGGAGGAGCACCAGAACUCCACCCGCUUGGAGCUGCGCACGUCCAACACUGAACGCCGUCACCUGCAAGAAGCCGUCGGCCGCAAGGACCUCGAGAUUCAGCAGCAUCAGCAAGCUCUGAUGGCGUACGAGACCAAAGUGUCCACGCUGGCCCGUACCAUGGCGCGACUGGAGGAGGAGCUGCACAAGGCUAAGGAGGAGAAUGCUUCUCUCGCGUCCAAUUUGGCUUCAUUCAGGGACCUGUGCGCGAAACUGGACUCUGCUAAGGCGCUCACCGCAAGGCAGGCCACAUCAAAGAGCAUGGAACUUGAGAGGCUGGAAGGAGAGCUCGAAGAUGUGCGCUCCGAAAAGGAGCUGCUAAAAAAGCAGCUGGCCAGCGAGCGACUCACAGUCCGCAACCUGGAGACACUGGUGUCCAGCAAUCGCCAGCAAGUCUUGGAGACACACCUGACGGCCAACGAAAAGGAGUCUGAGCUGAAGGUCCUGCGAGAUAGACUCACUAUGGCCGACAACAAGAAUACUGAGCACGCGAGGGACGUGUCCAACCUCCGCUCAAAGGUCUCCCAGCUGCAGAAAGAGAUGGAAGUACUCAACAGACAGCUGACGUCAGAGCGCUUUGAACGUGAGCGGGCCGUGCAGGAGAUGCGGCGUCAAGGCCUGUCUAUCUCGCCGCUGCGGAGCUCCUCGUCCCUGAACGUCUCGACUGGUUCACAGCGCACGUCCAUCAACACCCCCACUGAAAAGUCAGAUGAUUAA
This is a messenger RNA of Nerophis lumbriciformis (worm pipefish), 3429 nucleotides long. NCBI's taxonomy places the organism in Eukaryota, Metazoa, Chordata, Actinopteri, Syngnathiformes, Syngnathidae. The record is from RefSeq and is a predicted model, not a curated record.